GAGCGACAAGUGCCUGGAACAGAGUGGUAAUAGUUGGAGCAUUGUUGGACGGAGCAACAUGCCCAGCAAGAGGCCCUCUUUCCCGAACCGCCGAAAACCCUCUCGCUCUCUGGCCUUCUCUCUUCGUCUCUUAACCGACCCAUCCACUCUUUCCUCUUCUCCUCUUCCUCUCUUCUUCCUCUCCCAACUUCACUACCCCCAUUGCCCAUCACCCACUCCGGAAUUACCACCGGCAAUUGCUUCGUUCCGCUUGCAAAGCUUCCACGUGCAGCUGAGUGAAUAGGGAUUUGCCCCUCGUCCAAAUCGCAUCGCAUCGCAUCGGCAUUCUCUGCCCCUCGCCAAAUUCCCAUAUUUUGUGUCGCCAGACACCACCGCGCUCGCAACUCGCUGCCCCUCCGGUUCUUCGUCUGCCGCAUUUCAAUCACGCCUGCUGUCGCCCCGACUCCAAUCCAAUCCAAUUCAACUCGCCAUGGAUAGUGUCCUCCGCCAGUCCAAGGCCAUGUGCCCCUUCCUCAAGAAGGCCUCUCCCGCCACUCUGCGCGCCCUGUCCACCACGGCCCGUCCUCAGGCGGCCCAGGCCUCGCCUUGCGGUGGCACCAUGUCCAAGCUGCAACUGCUCGGUCAUCGCUGCCCCGUCAUGGGCAAGGCCAUGGCUGUCCAGUUGGCCAAGCACGGCGCUGCUGCCGGUGCUGGUUUCCGCGCCUUUUCUGGUAACGCGAAGACUGGCAAGGCCAAGAUUCACACCAGCCGUCAGCAGGAGGCCCGCGCCGUCGAGCGCACCAACUUCGAGAGCCGCGACAAAGCCUCGAUCCCUCCUGGCGUCUCCUUGAACCGAAAGGCUGCCUCUCCUGCUCCUGUCACUACCGGCCCCGUCAAUUCCACCGGCAAGUUCAACUACGAAGGCUUUUAUAAUGCCGAGCUCGAUAAGAAGCACAAGGACAAGUCCUACCGCUACUUCAACAACAUCAAUCGCCUCGCCAAGGAGUUUCCCCGCGCCCACAUGUCCAACAAGGAAGAACGGGUCACUGUGUGGUGCGCCAACGACUACCUCGGUAUGGGUCGCAACUCUCGUGUCCUGAACAAGAUGCACGAGACUCUGGAGGAAUACGGUGCUGGUGCUGGCGGAACUCGAAACAUUUCCGGCCACAACCGACAUGCCGUCGAACUGGAAGGCACUUUGGCCAAAUUGCACGCACAGGAGGCUGCCCUUGUCUUCAGCUCCUGCUACGUCGCCAACGAUGCCACUCUCGCCACCCUCGGCAGCAAGAUGCCGGACUGCGUCAUUCUGUCAGAUAGCCUGAACCACGCCUCCAUGAUCCAGGGCAUCCGCCAUUCUGGAACCAAGAAGAUCGUCUUCAAGCACAACGAUGUUCAGGACCUCGAGGCUAAACUGGCUUCCCUCCCUCUGCACGUCCCCAAAAUCAUCGCCUUCGAGUCCGUAUACAGUAUGUGCGGUUCCAUUGGCCCAAUUGAGGAGAUUUGCGACCUCGCCGACAAGUACGGCGCCAUUACCUUCCUCGACGAAGUCCAUGCCGUUGGUAUGUACGGCCCCCACGGCGCUGGUGUUGCGGAGCAUCUGGACUGGGAGGCGCAUGUCAAGGGCUCGCCCCGAGGAUCCAUCAUGGAUCGCAUCGACAUCAUUACUGGAACCCUGGGCAAGGCAUACGGCUGCGUCGGCGGAUACAUCGCUGGUAGCGCCAAGCUCAUUGACAUGAUCCGAUCGCUGGCCCCUGGUUUCAUCUUUACCACUUCGUUACCACCAGCCACCAUGGCGGGUGCCAAGGCUUCCAUUGAGUACCAGAUGGAGUACGAUGGUGACCGACGACUGCAGCAACUUCACACCCGAGCUGUCAAGGAGGCCAUGGCUGAGCGAGACAUCCCCGUCAUCCCAAAUCCCUCCCACAUUAUCCCCAUCCUGGUUGGAAAUGCUGAGGUCGCCAAGGCUGCGUCCGAUAUGCUGCUCCAAGACUACCGCAUCUACGUCCAGUCGAUCAACUACCCCACCGUGCCCGUUGGUCAGGAACGCCUCCGCAUUACCCCCACCCCCGGCCACACCAAGGAAUACCGAGAUGAGCUCGUGCAGGCUGUCGAUGAGAUCUGGACCCGUCUGGGCAUCAAGCGCACUUCUGAGUGGGCAGCCGAGGGUGGUUUCAUCGGCGUCGGCGAGGAGGGCAACAUUCAGGAGCCCCUCUGGACCGACAAACAGCUCAAGGUCGAGCAGGCUACCAAGGACAUCAUGGCCUCUGGUCAGCCAGCCAAUGGUAUCACCGAGGCCCUCCUCGAGCAGGAGUCGAUGCAGACCGGCCAAGUUGCCAGCGCUUCUGCCUAAGGGUUGUAAACCAGUGUUUCCAAUCCACUGCGAUCGCGAAAAACUGUGACGCAGACACCCAGUUCCCUUCGAUAUAUGCCAAUUUUUGAGAGACAUCUACGUCCGUCCUUGUUUGGAUCGGCGAGAGAAUUGAAUACCUUUCUAUCCAUUGCCACAGAUAAUGUGGCGUCAUGGAUUACCAACCCCAAAAAAGCAUACCCUCUGUCCCGUUUGACGUGAAUGAGUG
Molecule: messenger RNA, 2555 nt
Organism: Ilyonectria robusta
Lineage: Eukaryota; Fungi; Ascomycota; Sordariomycetes; Hypocreales; Nectriaceae
Product: 5-aminolevulinate synthase precursor
Exons: 2
Coding region: 470-2329 (619 amino acids)
Biological process (GO): heme biosynthetic process
Cellular component (GO): mitochondrion
Molecular function (GO): 5-aminolevulinate synthase activity; pyridoxal phosphate binding
Source: RefSeq, a predicted model, not a curated record